UUUAAUGACAUAAUGUCACGUGAGCGAGCUCGUGUUUUCUAAAUUAGGUAGCGAAAGUUUCCGACGUUCGCUCUGCAUUCGCAUUCCGUCCCGUCGAGGAGCAAUGGGUAGCUGUUGUCCGUGCAUGAGCAAUGGCAACGGCGAGGAAGAACGGCCUCUCAUACGAGAAGGAAAACACCCGAACGCGGCGACACUGACCACGUCAGUGAGCGACUCUGAAGUCACUGGCUCACACAGCCCGCCCAGCGCGCGUCCGAGAUAUCUACAACCGAUGCGGAUGGAGUCGCUGCGUAUACAGAAAGUCGACGCCAUGUUCGAGCGAGCGGCGACGCCGUUUAAUGUGAUUGUCGAGCAUUACGCGAGAGUCGAAGAGUCGAACCAGCAGUUCCGUGACACGCUGCAGUUGCCUCAUUCCGCCACGUUCCUCGAGUGUUUUCGCAAUAUUCAGAAGAAACUGGGCAGCACCGAGCUGCACGUGGUCUACGAAGGGCAGUUUACGUUGUUGAGUAUUGAGGAUUUUGAGAGUCUGAGGGAGGAUGUACGCCGGGCGACUAAGCACUUCCGGUUGAUUAUCGAUGCUUCAAAGCAGCUGCUGGAGACAGCACCGCGUGUGUGUGAGGAGUUGAGAUCGUGUAGUGAGGAGGCGAGGAGAAUGCUUGAUGAGUUGGGGACGUUAGCGAAGGAGGCCGGGUUGCAUAUGAUGCAGAAACUUGCGGCUCCGAAAACGUAUGCGAGCAAUAGGACGCAGCUAGUGAAGGGCCCUGAUUCUGUGCAAGUGCUCAUAGGGAAGACGGAAGAACUGCUGAAAAGGAUUCAGGAGGAAGCGAAGAAAUUUGACAAGGAACGAUAUCAGUAGAGUGGAGCAGAGCAGAGUAGCCCGUAGACAGGAUUAGAUUUCCUAUACUGUAGGCUGUGGGUAUUAUCAUCAUUUUUUGAGUCAGAUACUUACUGUUGGUUAUUGAUGAAUUGAGUGGCUCGGUUGCUUAGUGACAGUGACUCUGACUGCCGUAUUAAUUGAAAUAUUAUACAUGUGCUGGUUGGUGAUAGCAAUAAUUAUUAUAGUGUGACAA
This is a messenger RNA of Corticium candelabrum, 1070 nucleotides long. RefSeq lists its product as uncharacterized. The transcript is spliced from 2 exons. NCBI's taxonomy places the organism in Eukaryota, Metazoa, Porifera, Homoscleromorpha, Homosclerophorida, Plakinidae. The record is from RefSeq and is a predicted model, not a curated record. Bases 104 to 856 code for a protein of 250 amino acids.